This is a messenger RNA of Diaporthe amygdali, 702 nucleotides long. RefSeq lists its product as uncharacterized. The transcript has a single exon. Bases 1 to 702 code for a protein of 233 amino acids. The record is from RefSeq and is a predicted model, not a curated record. Lineage: Eukaryota; Fungi; Ascomycota; Sordariomycetes; Diaporthales; Diaporthaceae.
AUGCCGCCCACAGCACCACCUUCGGCCUUGGAUGGGCCCCUGACGGCAGAGCAAGCCUUCGACUCAAUCGGCCCGGCAUACGAAGAUGCCUUCGAAGGCCUGCCCGAACAGGCCUACUCGAUCCAGUGGCUACUGGCCCAGCUCGAGAAUUCUGGAGCCAAGACGGCCAGGUUCGUCGACAUAGGCUGUGGCACGGGACGCCCUGUCUGUCUGUCACUUGCCAACGCGGGCCACGAUGUCCUCGGCAUCGACGUAUCUGCCGCAAUGGUGGCUGCAGCCCGUGAGCGGGUCCCAAAUGCGAGGUUCGAGCAAAUGGAUAUCUGCAAUUUCAACCCACCAAAGGGUUCGUACGACGCUGCCAGCGUCUAUUUCAGCCUGAUUGCCAGCGUGACCCAGGAAGAUAUCAAAAGAUAUCUUACGAAGAUAUACGAACUCCUCAAGCCAGGGGGCUUCUUCGUCUUUGCAACGGUACCAGUUGAUGGUGAGAGCAUGCAAAUCAAGUGGAUGGGACGACUAGUCACAGUUUCGAGCCUGAGUCCGGAUGAAGCAGUGCUGGCAGUCAGCAGGGUCGGCUUCGAAGUUGUUCAUGAUAAAGUUACAAAGUUCAUGCCCAAAGGGGAAGAGGCUGGCAUCUGCCAGAAGACGGAGGUGUGGGAAGAGCCUCACCUGUUUGUGUACGCGAGGAAGCCAACGUCAAACUAG